This is a messenger RNA of Calypte anna (Anna's hummingbird), 3237 nucleotides long. RefSeq names its product RAD23 homolog B, nucleotide excision repair protein (gene RAD23B). Lineage: Eukaryota; Metazoa; Chordata; Aves; Apodiformes; Trochilidae. Gene Ontology annotation, molecular function: proteasome binding; polyubiquitin modification-dependent protein binding; damaged DNA binding. Gene Ontology annotation, cellular component: cytosol; nucleoplasm. The coding region runs from base 416 to 1615 and encodes 399 amino acids. The record is from RefSeq and is a predicted model, not a curated record. The transcript is spliced from 10 exons. Gene Ontology annotation, biological process: proteasome-mediated ubiquitin-dependent protein catabolic process; nucleotide-excision repair.
GAGGCCUUCGGCGGGCGGGAGAGGCCCGGAGAGCUCGCGCAGGAGCGCACUGCCUGCCCCGCCCCCCGCCGCCCCCCAGCGGCGCGCGCCCGUGUGCCAUCUCCCAGUUCCCGCCGCCUGUCCCUCUGUCCUCCCGUCCUCCCCCGCAGUCGCCUGGGCCGCUGGGGGUGGAGCCCCCCCACUCCGCCUGCGGACUGUACCCCGCGCCCCGAGUCUGCGCGGCGCAGGUGGAGACGUUGCUCCGCCUCAUCCUCUGUCCCCUCCUCUUCCUCAGCCCCCUCCUCUUCCUCCUCUUCAUCACAGUCUUCUCGCUUCUCAUUCCACUUGUCUUCCUCCUCCUCCUCCUCGCCUGUCCCGCUGCGCUGCGGGGCUGUGGGGGCAGGAGCUCGCCGGGCGGCCAGCAGCUGCCGCCGCCAUGCAGAUCACGCUGAAGACGCUGCAGCAGCAAACCUUCCGGAUCGACAUCGACCCCGAGGAGACGGUGAAGACACUGAAAGAGAGGAUUGAAUCACAAAGGGGGAAAGAUGCUUUUCCAGUUGCUGGCCAAAAGUUAAUUUAUGCAGGUAAAAUCCUUAAUGAUGAUACUGCUCUGAAAGAAUACAAAAUAGAUGAGAACAAUUUUGUGGUGGUUAUGGUGACAAAACCGAAAGCAUCAGCUGGAGCAGCUCAGCAGUCAAGUGCUACUACUGCUGCUAGCUUGACAGCUGCAGCUCCCUCACCAGUCAUUGCACCAGGCCCUUCUGCUUGCCCUAUGCCAGCUCCUAUGCCUCCACCACCAGCACCAGAUGCAGCUGCUUGUGACUCUGCACCUGUGACUGCUCCUAAAGAAGAGAAGCCAGGAGAAAAAACACAUGAGCCAUCAGCUGCUGUCAGCCCAUUGUCAACUGACAGUACAACAGGUGAUACAUCUCGGUCAAAUCUUUUUGAGGAUGCUAUAAGUGCACUUGUGACAGGUCAGUCCUACGAGAAUAUGGUGACUGAGAUCAUGUCAAUGGGCUAUGAACGAGAACAAGUAAUUGCUGCACUGAGAGCCAGCUUCAACAAUCCUGACAGAGCAGUGGAAUACCUAUUAAUGGGUAUACCAGCAGAUAACCAGGUUGUGGCUGAACCCCCUCAAGCAGCAAGCAUUGGUGCCUCUCAGUCUUCAGCAGCCGCAGCUGCAGCAACUAUACCUACAACUACUAGCUCAUUAGGAGGACAUCCACUUGAAUUUUUACGAAAUCAGCCUCAGUUCCAGCAGAUGAGACAAAUUAUUCAGCAAAAUCCUUCAUUGUUACCAGCAUUACUACAACAGAUUGGACGAGAAAACCCUCAGCUACUACAGCAAAUAAGUCAACAUCAGGAACAUUUUAUUCAUAUGCUGAAUGAGCCAGUGCUGGAGUCCCGUCAGGGUUUGAGUGGCAGUGAUGAUGGUGCCAGCAGUGGAGGAGUAGCAGAAUCUGGAAAUGAUCAUAUGAACUACAUUCAAGUAACACCUCAGGAAAAAGAAGCUAUAGAAAGGUUAAAGGCACUGGGAUUUCCUGAAGGACUUGUGAUACAGGCAUAUUUUGCUUGUGAGAAGAAUGAAAAUCUGGCUGCCAACUUUCUUCUACAGCAGAACUUUGAUGAAGAUUGAAAGACUUAUUUCACACCUCACACCAGUGCAUUACACUAACUUUGUUCACUGGAUUGUCUGGGAUAUUUGGGCUUAUAUUCAUGAUGCUUGGUGUAUGGUAUAUGGGGAUAGAGGAAGAAAAGAAACAAAGCAAAGAAAGCAGCAAUUUAAAUUAGCAGAUGCAGAAAAUCAUACAGUGUAAAAUAUUACUCAACCAAAAGUCAGCUCCUGCAGAUAGUUCCUUGUAUAAACUGUAGUUUUAACUUCUAGGUUUUCACUGUGCUAGUUCCAGAAAUGUGUAAUGCCCUGCUUCAUGUUUUUCCUACUUAAGUAUUAGCGUUGGAAGUAGCCUUGUGCUACCUAGAUCCUACAGCUCGUAUUUCAUGGAAACACUGGAUAGCAGCUUUGUGAAAUCUAGAAGACAUGAGCAAAUGCAAACAUGAAUGCCAAAAUGUGGGUAGUUAUUUUGCUUUUUCAGAUGUGUUAAAGCAACGCAAGAAGCACAGUAUUUUGCUUGAUGCUGGAUUAAAACAAAGUUAGCUGCUUUUUUCCAAAUGAAAAUUCAUUUCAGUUAAAAGCGUCUUGAUCAUUCAAAAACACCACCUCUUCUUUUCCCCUCUUUAAAUGAUCUCAGAAGCUACAUACACAGAGGUAAAAUUAUUAUCCUGUUUACAUCUUCUCUCUUGGGGAAAAAUGUUAGGUAUCUACUGUUCACAUCAAUGUUAUGUUGCAGUAAAAGUUUUGAAAACACUAGAUUGCAUGUUUGGUUUUUUAUAUGUGCUCUUGUGAACUGAAUGUUCUUUUUUGGCAGCAAACAAAAUGCAAGAUUCGUUUUUGUACACUUCUAGGAGACUUUCUCAAAUGAAGUUUCACCUUCCGACCUUUGUUGACCAGCUUUUACAUUACAGCUGUAAUCGGCUGAGAUACUGGCAUUCUGUUGCUCUUGAGUAGAUUGUAAUGAUCAAGCUAUUUCUGUUCAGUAAGAAUUUUUUUUUAUUUCUUUCCAUUAGAAGGAAAAUCAAUUGAUAACUUGAUAUAUCAAGUAAAUGAUCAAGUUAUUCCAACCCAAAAGAAUCUACACUUACACUUUUCUAUUGAAAUUUAAGCUCUGCUUUUAAUGUUUCAAUCUUCCUUCUUAGUACCUACUUGUCAUUUAUUUUCAUUAAUCAACAUAAAAUUUAACAGUCUUGCUUUUAAUAUAUAUUGACUUACAGAAACAAUUUUACUCAUCAUCAUGCUAGCAAAGAAAAGAAAUUCUAAUUUCAUCUAAAGCUUUUAUAUGUAAUAUUUCCUGAAAAACAACCUGGGGAUGUUUUGAGUUUUUUACUGUUGUAUUCCAGUUCCCUGGAUUACAAAUUUAUUUCUACAGUAACCAGUAAAAUAUUAUUAGUGGUACAGCACUAAGGUGUUCUGCCAUUAAUGAUACCAACAAGUGUUACAGUGAAAGAAUGAUUUUAUGCUUAGACUAUGUAUCAGUGAAUUUAACUACUACUAAAGCUAAAAGUACAUGUCAAGUGUGUAAGAAGAGAGUGAGAAAGAAUGAAACGUUUGUAUUUUGUUUCUUCAUUGGUUGGCUGCAGCCUGUUAAAUAAUUAUCUGCAUAAAAUAGUGAAAUAUAUUAAAGCCUUUUACUUUGUCUUUCU